Sorex fumeus (smoky shrew) is the source of this 936-nucleotide messenger RNA. RefSeq names its product olfactory receptor 14J1-like. The coding region runs from base 1 to 936 and encodes 311 amino acids. Gene Ontology annotation, biological process: G protein-coupled receptor signaling pathway. The transcript has a single exon. Lineage: Eukaryota; Metazoa; Chordata; Mammalia; Eulipotyphla; Soricidae. Gene Ontology annotation, cellular component: membrane. The record is from RefSeq and is a predicted model, not a curated record. Gene Ontology annotation, molecular function: olfactory receptor activity; G protein-coupled receptor activity.
AUGACGAAUUUCACCACGAGCGGGUUUCUUCUCCUGGGGUUUUCUGCCACACCUGAGCUAGAAAUCUUCUAUGCUUCCCUGUUCUUAGUCCUGUAUUUGUUGGCGUUGACAGGCAACAUGCUCAUCAUCACCACAGCGUCCCUGGAUGACAGUCUCCAGUCCCCCAUGUAUUUCUUCCUGAAGCAUCUCUCCUUGUUGGAUCUCUGCUACAUUUCUGUGACUGUGCCCAGAUUCAUUUACAACUCUUUUACACACAGUGGGAAUAUCUCCCUCUGGGAGUGCAUCAUGCAGUGCUUUGUGUUCACUCUCUGUGCUGUGGCCGAGAUGGCCAUGCUCACAGUGAUGUCCUAUGACCGCUACGUGGCCAUCUGCCUGCCCCUGCACUAUGACGUCAUCAUGGACGUCAGAACCUGUGUCCAAGGAGUCGCUGGUGUCUGGGUCAGUGGGACCCUCUCUGGAGCCAUGCACACGGCAGCUACUUUCUCCAUCCACUUCUGUGGCCCCCGCAUCAUUCACCAGUUCUUCUGUGAUAUCCCCCAGAUCCUGAAACUCUCCUGUUCUAAUGAGUACCUGGGUGAGAUCGGUGUCACUGCCUUCGUGGCUGUGCUGGCAUUUCUUUGUGUCAUCUUUAUUGGGUUCUCCUACGUGCACAUUUUUUCUUUUGUUCUGAGGAUGCCAUCUGCGGAGGGCAGAGCCAAGGCCUUUUCCACUUGCCUCCCCCACCUUGCUGUUGUCUUAUUAUUUAUUUCUACUAGUGUGUUUGAGUUUUUGAAGCCUCAUUCCGACUCUCCAACUCCUCUAGAUAUUUUUCUUACUGUUCUUUACACAAUUGUUCCCCCAACUUUUAAUCCAAUCAUCUAUAGCCUGCGAAAUAAAGCUAUCAAGUUGGCUAUAAGUAAGCUUUUUCAAAGAAGAGUAGCGUACCUCUUUUGUUGA